AUGCGGCUGAAGUUAAAAACGUUUUGGGCUAGCUUUCAUCCACGAAAAGGCAAAGAGGUUCAAGAGAAAGCUGAAACCAAAGUAAUUCAGGAGAGGGAAACCCUUGACGAAGAAGACAGUGUAGAUGUAAAAUUACUACUUCUUGGUUCUGGAGAGAGCGGAAAGACCACCUUUGCGCAGCAGAUUCACCUAAUCCAUCAAGGAGGAUAUGAGAAACAAGCCCGGCAGAAUUUCCGGUACAAGAUUUUCUACCAUUUGAACCGCGAAAUUUAUUGGAUUUUACAGGCAAUGUCACCAUUGGAAACUGUCUUCGAAAACGACGACAAUCAUAGACUCCUUGAGAUGUUUGAUUUGUAUAGUACUAAAAUAUUCAAUUUUGAUUGGGAUCUCAAUCAACCUAUGUCUUUCGAAUAUUUCCAUGCAAUCAAAAGUCUGUUGUCGGACAAAGGGUUUCAGUUGGCUAUCCUGAAAAGCCGACAAUAUACAUUGGAUGGUCUUUAUUUCCUUACAGACCUCGACCGGCUAGCUGGGGUGGACUACCUGCCUACGGACCAGGAUAUUUUACACGCCUACACGGUAACAUCGGGAAUUAACCAAAAUACGAUUAAUUUUGGCAAUUUCGUAUAUAAUGUAGUUGAAACUGGUGGGGCGCGCUCAGAACGGAAAAAGUUAAGUUACGUCUGCGAUAAUGUGGAUGUAAUAAUAUUCUUUAUUCCACUCAGUGCGUAUAAUCUUACUUUGAGAGAAGACAGGGCCGAGAAUAGUAUAGUCGAUGCACUCGCAUUUUUUGGAUCCAUCGUUAAUUCAAAGCGGUUUGUGAAUACCACAUUCGUCCUAUUCUUUAACAAAUUGGACCUUUUCCAGCAAAAGCUCGUCUGGGGAAUCCCAAUCAAGAAGUACUUCCCAGAUUACCACGGAAAGAACACUGAUGUUCACAAUGCAUUGGAGUUUUUUAUAGAGAAGUUCCGUAAAGUCGUCGACAAUCCAGCUAAGGAGCUUCACAUCCACAUCGGCCAGGCAACGGAUACCGAUACAGCAAGGAACAUAAUGGCUUCCAUUCAGGAUCUGAUGAUAGAACCCAAUUUGUCAAAGCUCAAAGCUUUUUAA
Venustampulla echinocandica is the source of this 1107-nucleotide messenger RNA. RefSeq lists its product as uncharacterized. Gene Ontology annotation, biological process: adenylate cyclase-modulating G protein-coupled receptor signaling pathway. Bases 1 to 1107 code for a protein of 368 amino acids. Gene Ontology annotation, cellular component: heterotrimeric G-protein complex. The transcript is spliced from 5 exons. Lineage: Eukaryota; Fungi; Ascomycota; Leotiomycetes; Helotiales; Pleuroascaceae. Gene Ontology annotation, molecular function: G-protein beta/gamma-subunit complex binding; G protein-coupled receptor binding; guanyl nucleotide binding. The record is from RefSeq and is a predicted model, not a curated record.